AUGGAUCAAUCGUCAGAAGAGACACAUGUGGAAAAUGCCGGGGGGAAUUGUGUGAUUGUCACAACACUGAUGUCUUCUGCUACCGAUACCUCAAAUCGGCAUCAUAUUCCUAAUUUUUUUCAACCUGAUGUACAGAAGGCCUUUGAUCCUGGCAAUCGCUGGCCUCCGCUUCUUCCAUUGGCUCCACGAUCAAAUCCUUCCGCUCACCCUGAAAACAAUUACGCCGGUGCAUUCACGAAAACUGAUCCUUGUUCUUCUUCCUGCCGCGUGAUUUCUUGCGAAAACGGUCUUUCAGAAAAAAGGCAGAGUGAGAAUCACUGGAGGAGCUCGAGCGCAUCAGUAUCUUUGGACCCGCAGGCUCUGGUGCCCAUGGAUGCAAAUAUGACUUCUUCUUCCUGGGCAGUGAAGCGAACUGCUCAGUUAGGCCCUCUUGUUGUUGUAAAGCGAUCAAAGAAACCAAAUGCUCUAGAGCAUAUUACUCCCCUUAGCGAAGUUGAAAUGAUGUCACUACAAAGAGAGGUCGACAAUUUGCGAAUUCAGCUAAAGAGAUCGAAUGAAAAGCUAGAGGAAGCUCGAUCUGAAGCUGGGCAACAGUUUCUUGAAAGAACCCGAGAGCUUGAAGAGAGUCAUCGCGAGGAAGAACGCCGUCAUCGGCAGCAGUUUCAAGAAGCAUUAUCAGGUCUUCGCGCGGAGAACGAGGAGCUGGCGAGUCGUGUAAGGUGUAUGCAGGACAAUGCAGGCCUUGCUGCUGUUAGGGAACGGGAAAAAUUACAGACUGAGUGGAGCAACCGUCUUUCGGAGAACGAAAACCAAUGGAGGCAACGACUUGCCGUCGCUCAGCAGCAUUGGGAAGAAUGUGUGGAUGACCAGGUGCAGGAGAAGCACGAGGCACUACGACAAGUGCAUGAACUUGCAGGUGUGGUGAAGGAGCUUGAGAUGACCCUUCAACAGGUAACGCGAGAGAAGUGUUGGGUGGAACAGGAACUUGAGACGCUUCUGUCUAAGCAGAAUCAGGGGAAAGACAGGUGUGUGUGUGCUAAAGGCGAAACAAUAGAUGUGGGAACACGGGGCGCUCUCGAGGGAGAGGCAAUGGAGCUGCGUCGUAUGUUGAAGGAACUAGAAGGGCGUGAGGCAGCACUGCUGGUGCAAUUGGAGAUCUGUGGGAAGGAGAGGGUUGUGCAAGAGGAGAAAUUAGAAAAACAGCUGCAGCAGGUGCGUCAAGAGCUAGAAAUUGAGAGACGGCGAGGAUCUGAUGUAGUCAAGCUGUACAGUAGUCAGAUAGAGUCACUGCAUCAACAGCUUAGCGAUGCUUUGAGGCGAAACAAGCAGUUGACGAAGGAACUGGCGAGGUUUCAAUGA
Messenger RNA from Trypanosoma cruzi, 1359 nucleotides. RefSeq lists its product as uncharacterized. The transcript has a single exon. NCBI's taxonomy places the organism in Eukaryota, Euglenozoa, Kinetoplastea, Trypanosomatida, Trypanosomatidae. The coding region runs from base 1 to 1359 and encodes 452 amino acids. The record is from RefSeq and is a predicted model, not a curated record.